Molecule: messenger RNA, 1791 nt
Organism: Strongylocentrotus purpuratus (purple sea urchin)
Lineage: Eukaryota; Metazoa; Echinodermata; Echinoidea; Camarodonta; Strongylocentrotidae
Gene: neu1
Product: sialidase-1
Exons: 6
Coding region: 41-1198 (385 amino acids)
Biological process (GO): ganglioside catabolic process; oligosaccharide catabolic process
Cellular component (GO): membrane; lysosome; cytoplasm
Molecular function (GO): exo-alpha-sialidase activity
Source: RefSeq, a predicted model, not a curated record
CGAAGUGACGAGAAGUUAUGUUUUGUGUUGAUCAUUGAACAUGUACAUUGCUAAAAUGGCAAUAUCAACAGUAAUUAUUCGGGUUUUGGCGUUGCUUUCUACGAAUUUUCUACUGUCAUGUAGUAUACAGGUAAACCCGAUCAUAGAAGAAGAGCAACUGCUAUGGAUAUCUGGCCAGGAUAAUAUCGGCGUCUAUCGCAUUCCACUCUUGACCUACACGCCUAAGGGUCAUCUGCUGGCAAUCUGCGAGGCCAGGAAAAAUGGCGGAGGGGAUUCAGGACCAAAGUUUCUGGCCACUAGGAGAUCGGAGGAUGCAGGCCAAACUUGGAAGACCCAGGAGUUUGUCCUCAAUGAUGGGCCAAUCGUAGACGGCCUUAAUCUGGGCGUGGUCAUAGUGGAUGACAUCACCUCAACCAUCUUCAUCUUCUACCAGGUUUGCGGUCACUACGUCCAGUGCAACAUCUCGACCCAGUAUUACAUCAAGAGCAUGGAUGACGGCGUCACGUGGACCCAACCUUACAACGUCUCAAAACAGAUCGGGACUAAGGUGUUUGCUGGCGGUCCCGGUUAUGGAAUUCAGAAAAAGCAUGCACCUCACAUUGGACGAUUGAUCCUCUGCGGUCAUAGUACAUUGCCUGGUGAUGGUCUUUUUUGUCUGCUCAGUGAUGACCAUGGUGACACGUGGAGAUACGGUGGGAUGGUCAAGAGUAUCCCCUACAACACUGCCAAGGUCAAAGGAGACUUUGUACCAGAUGAAUGUCAGCCUUUGGAGCUACCAGACGGCUCCAUAAUGGUCAACGUAAGAAACCAAUAUCAGUACCAUUGUCAUUGCCGAAUGAUCUUCAUGAGCUACGAUGGAGCAGAUUCUUUCAAGACGGAUGACCUGCGCUUUGACACGACCCUGGUUGACCCAACCGUAGCAGCUGCCAUACUCUAUCACCAGGGCGUCCUAUUCUUCACAAAUCCUGAAAGCGAUACUCAUAGAAUAAAUAUGACGCUACGCUGGAGCUACAACAACGGCACUACCUGGGCUGGCUCCCUCCCUGUCUGGUCUAAAGACAGUGGCUACAGCACCAUGACGGCAAUACCCAAUAACGUUCAAGAUAGCAAGUAUAUCUACAUCUUGUAUGAGAAGGGACAGGUGUCAUCAACUCAGUACCUCUCGCUGGUGAAAGUCAGCCUUACAGGAGAUCUGUAGCACUUUAUGUGACAGAACCAAUUGUAUUGUAUACAAUGAUAUUAAACUAAGUAAAAAUCUUGAUAAAUUUAAAAAACUCUUGAAAAAUGAAAUGUUCUUGCAGUACAAAAACCACGCUCAAUUAAAUAAUGAAUAACUUUUUUUUUUUUUUUUUUUUUUUAAUUUUGUAUAUAAAUGUUUUGUAAUACUGCAAAGCACCAGCGGGGGGCGGAUAUAGUGACGCAGUGUCGCUUGACGUCGUGUCCUGUGUUCGUCCUUUGCUGGUGCUUUGCUGUAAAUGUCUUAUCCUCAUAUACAUGUAGGUCUUUAUAAUCUUUUUUCUUGUAUAUAUUUGUUUUCCCGUUAAUGAUGUUUUUGUUAAUUUUCUCGAUAUAUGUGCCAUGGUUGGUGCCCCAAUCACAAGUUUGUUUUCAAACUUCUUCAGGGGCCCCUAACCCCAUGUUUUUAUAUUUUCAUGAAUUAUUAUUGUAUAUGUAUCUUUUUAUGGUUGAAUAAAUAAAUUGAAAUUGAAAUUGAAAUUAUUUUAGGAGUAACAUUAAGUUUUUCAAAUGCAUAUUGUUAGUACAUUAAAUCACCUAUAUAUUGCAAAGAAA